Messenger RNA from Rattus norvegicus (Norway rat), 4865 nucleotides. It is a transcript of the gene Sltm, whose product is annotated as SAFB-like, transcription modulator. Lineage: Eukaryota; Metazoa; Chordata; Mammalia; Rodentia; Muridae. Gene Ontology annotation, molecular function: RNA binding; nucleic acid binding. The record is from RefSeq and is a predicted model, not a curated record. Gene Ontology annotation, cellular component: nucleoplasm; nucleus; nuclear body.
CCUUCUCAGCUCCCCUUCCUAAACCCCCAAAUAAACUCUAUUCUAUACUAGACCUGUCUUAUGGCUGGUACCCUGGGGGUGGGAAUGCCUCAGCAUUGGCCCGAUGAGGCAACCCCUCCCACCGCACCAUACCGCGCUCUACAAUACAUAUCCUUGGCUUUACAAAACACAUCAGGCAUCAGGAAAUAUUAAUUCAGUUCCCCGUGUAUCCUAACUUUAUCAAACUUUGUGUUUAUUCUAAAAAUAUUUGUGUUGUGAUAAUACUAAAUUUACUAAGAUACUAUAGUCACUAGUACGGGCUGGCUCUCCAUAAAGUGGUCCCUGUCCUUGACUGCCGGGUGCGCAGGGCAGAGAAUACUGUAUAGGAUCAGGACAACACAUACUUUUAAGCUAAUCUCUUCUUGUGAACAAUUUCUUUGAGCCAUCAGGCCCGCCGGGAAGGAUGGGCAAACUGAGGCAACCGCGGAUAAGAUGUUUUCCUGGUAGUUUUCAGGCAAAUAGGGGCUAAGCUUCAGAAGGUCACAGCGCGACACUGUCCCCUGGGCUCAGGGCCUCAGGAGGUUUCGCGGGGCGUUCGGGGGCGGAACCCGUCGACCUAAGUUCACUAGUGUACCCCGACACCUUUCCGCGGUGAUUCCGUACUUCCGGGAAGGCUUGCGUACACGCCCCCUCAUUUAGGAGGAGUACUACUCUGUACUAUGGGGUGCCUCUCAUGAGGCGAUGGCUCUAGGUUCGAGAUGCGACGAGAAGGCGGCUAAUGGAGAGGCGGGAACCGUAGCACAGAGGAUAGCUGAGCGGGUGGACGCGCGAGGACAGUUAAGAGGCCACGCUAGAGGCUGAACCAAUGGUCCGCUCGGAGCUCCGCCCCCUCCAUGCCUGCUUAGUGCGCACGCGCACCCGUCAUCCGGGUGCCGCUGCAGGUUGCGCUGGAGCUGAGUCGGGGGCGUGGUCCCCGCGGGGGGCGUGGUCAGCGGCUCAUUGUGCGCAGCGUAGCGCGGCGCCGCUGGCCGCCCGGGCCAGGGUUGGAAGUUGGUGCUGCCGCGGCCACCGCCUCCACCGCCGCUGCCUCCUCCUCCGCCGCCGCCGCCCUGCAGCCCACUCGCUGCCUCGGCAGCGCGUUGCUUUCCCAAGAUGGCUGCCGCUGCCGCUGCCGGGGCCGUGGUAGCCUCGGCCGCCUCAGGGCAGGCAGAAGGGAAGAAGAUCACCGAGCUGCGGGUCAUCGACCUCAGGUCCGAGCUGAAGCGCCGCAACUUGGACAUCAACGGGGUCAAGACGGUACUGGUCUCCCGGCUGAAGCAGGCUAUUGAAGAGGAAGGAGGCGAUCCAGAUAAUAUUGAAUUAACUGUUUCAACUGAUACUCCAAACAAGAAACCAACCAAAGGCAAAGGUAAAAAACAAGAAGCAGAUGAGUUGAGUGGAGAUGCUUCUGUGGACGAUGAAGCUUUUGUCAAGGACUGUGAAUUGGAGAAUCAAGAGACACAUGAUCACGAUGGAAAUGACGAGCUAAAGGACUUGGAAGAAUUUGGUGAAAAUGAAGAGGAAAUUGUGCAUUCCCAGGAGUUGCUUUCUACAGAAGAGAACAAGAAAACCCAUGAAUUUAUUGAGGCAGAAGCAAUAGAAGAUAGAGAAAAAGAGGACAUCGAAAGUCAGGAAACUGAAGCUCAAGAAGGUGAAGACGACACCUUUCUAACAGCCCACGAUGGUGAUGAAGAAGAAAAUGAGAAAGAUAUAGCAGGUUCUGGUGAUGGCACACAAGAAGUAUCUAAACCUCUUCCUUCAGAAGGGAGCCUAGCUGAGGCUGAUCACACAGCUCAUGAAGAGAUGGAAGCUAAUGCGACUGGGAAAGAAGCUGAGGAUGACAACAUCUCGGUCACAAUCCAGGCUGAAGAUGCCAUCACUCUGGAUUUUGAUGGUGAUGACCUCCUAGAAACAGGUAAAAAUGUGAAAAUUACAGAUUCUGAAGCAAGUAAGCCAAAAGACGGGCAGGACGCCAUUGCACAGAGCCCGGAGAAGGAAGCCAAGGGUUAUGAGACGAAUCCGAACCAUAAAGACGGUAAGAAGGAAGACUCCGUGAAGGCUGAUCCUGUCGAGAAGGAAGCCAGAGAAAGUUCUAAGAAAGCAGAAUCUGGAGACAAAGAAAAGGAUACUUUGAAGAAAGGGCCCUCGUCUACAGGGGCCUCUGGUCAAGCAAAGAGCUCUUCAAAGGAAUCUAAAGACAGCAAGACAUCAUCUAAAGAUGACAAAGGGAGCACAGGCAGUGCUGGUGGUGGCAGUGGAAGCUCGACUAAGAAUAUCUGGGUCAGUGGGCUGUCUUCUAAUACCAAAGCUGCUGAUCUGAAGAACCUCUUUGGCAAAUAUGGAAAGGUUUUGAGUGCAAAGGUAGUUACAAAUGCUCGAAGUCCUGGGGCAAAAUGCUAUGGCAUUGUAACCAUGUCUUCAAGCACAGAAGUGUCCAGAUGCAUUGCCCAUCUCCAUCGCACAGAGCUACACGGACAACUGAUUUCUGUGGAGAAAGUCAAAGGUGAUCCUUGUAAGAAAGAAAUGAAGAAAGAAAAUGAUGAAAAGAGCAGCUCGAGAAGUGCUGGCGAUAAAAAGAGUGCCAGUGACAGGAGUGCCAAUUAUUCUGGUUUUUUUGUCUUGAAUGAUAUGGUCAGGACACAAGCAUCUAUUAAAAAAGAAGAGAAAAGGUCAUCUGAGAAAUCGGAGAAAAAAGAAAGCAAAGAUAUUAAGAAAGUAGAGAAGGAGGAGAAAAACGACGAUGGUCCAAGUGGGCAGACUUCAGAGACAGUGAAAAAGAGCGAAGAGAAGAAACGGAUAAGUUCAAAGAGUCCAGGACAUAUGGUGAUACUAAACCAAACCAAGGGAGAUCACUGUAGGCCAUCAAGAAGGGGCAGAUAUGAGAAAGGUCAUGGAAGAAGCAAAGAAAAGGAGAGGGCCAGCCUAGAUAAAAAAAGAGACAAAGACUACAGAAGGAAGGAGAUCUUGCCUUUUGAAAAGAUGAAGGAACAAAGAUUGAGAGAACAUUUAGUUCGUUUUGAAAGACUGAGACAAGCAGUGGAAUUCAGAAGACGAAAAGAGAUUGCAGAAAGAGAGCGUCGAGAGCGUGAACGCAUUAGAAUAAUUCGUGAACGGGAAGAACGGGAACGCUUACAGAGAGAGAGAGAGCGCCUAGAAAUUGAAAGGCAAAAACUAGAGAGAGAGAGAAUGGAACGCGAACGCUUGGAAAGGGAACGCAUUCGUAUUGAACAGGAACGGCGUAGGGAAGCUGAACGGAUUGCUCGAGAGAGAGAGGAACUCAGAAGGCAACAGCAGCAGCUUCGCUAUGAACAGGAAAAAAGGAAUUCUUUGAAACGCCCACGUGAUGUAGACCAUAGGCGAGAUGAUCCUUACUGGAGCGAGAAUAAAAAGUUAUCUCUAGAUACAGAUGCACGAUUCGGCCACGGGUCUGACUAUCGUCAACAGAGCAGGUUCCUUGACUUCAGCCAUCGAGAGCGGGCCAGGUUUCCUGACACUACGUCUGUGCAGUCAUCAUCCUUUGAAAGACGGGAACGGUUUGUUGGUCAGAGCGAAGGGAAAAAACCGAGACCAGCCACCCGAAGAGAAGAGCCGAGUUUUGAAAGGUACCCUAAGAACUUCAGUGACUCCCGAAGAAACGAGCCCCCACCACCACGAAAUGAACUCAGAGAAACGGACAGGCGAGAGGUGCGAGGGGAGCGAGACGAGAGAAGAACAGUAAUUCUCCAUGACAGGCCUGAGGUCGCUCACCCCAGACACCCUCGAGAAACUGUGCCCAAUCCUUCUAGACCAACCUCCUGGAAAAGUGAAGCGAAUAUGUCCACAGAGAAACGGGAGUCAAGAGUUGAAAGGCCAGAACGGUCUGGGAGAGAAGUCUCAGGGCACACUGUGAGGGGAGCACCCCCUGGGAAUCGGAGUAGUGCCUCAGGCUAUGGAAACCGAGAGGGAGACCGAGGAGUCAUCUCUGACAGAGGAAGUGGAGCUCAGCACUACCCUGAAGAACGACAUGUUGUGGAACGUCAUGGACGGGACACAAGUGGACCAAGGAAAGAGUGGCAUGGCCCACCCUCCCAGGGGCCUAGCUACCAUGACACAAGACGAAUGGGUGAUGGCCGGACAGGAGCAGGCAUGAUAACCCAACACUCAAGCACUGCGUCUCCAGUUAACAGGAUUGCACAGAUGAGUGGUAACACCAUGCCGAGAGGAAGCAGCUCUGGGUUUAAGCCGUUUAAGAGUGGACCUCCACGGCGAUUUUAACGCAAGCUUCCUGCUGUGGCUUCAAGAUAAUUUAUUGAGAUCUCCUGUAAACUUUCCCUGACUGCUUACGAGGACGACUUCUGACUGCUUGAGAGUUCUAGCUGACUGUUGUUUUUCUUUUUAAAAAAAAUUUAACACGAUUUCUUUUCUCAAUUUUAGAGAAGAUGUUUAAAUAGUUCUGUUGAAACUUUUCAUAGUUUUGUGUAUCAUUCAACUUUUUCUUGCAGCACUGAGACCCAUUUGAAAGGCUUGGCACCAAGGCUAUUCUGUUUGGCGCUGUGUGAACAUGAGUGGUUUGCAGCUGAAUGGCAGUGGUUACGUCUGCAGCACAGCUCUGUGGUGUCAUAAAUAGCAGUGGGCUCGUCUGCAGCACAGCUCUAUGGUGUCACCAGUGUUUGCUGCCUCCACUUUGAAGGCUAUUUGAGCUUCAAACGCCUGCUGUCCAAUUUUUAGAGAAUAAGAUUGUUCCUUGCAUUUCGGAGUAUUAUGUAACCUAUUUUUGCAGAAGGUACUGUUACAUUAAGUGCAUCUGUGUAUCCUGGUUAAAAAAAAUGUAAUCUUUUUGGAAAUAAACCUUCAUAUUCUGUAUAGUU